ACCAUUGAAUUUUACAUCUCGCACGCACGGUAUGAUAGCCCGAGCAUUUAAAAAGACAUGAUGCUCUGUUCUCUUUUCUUACUUUCCCUCACAUCAUGGGCCACUUAUCCAUCACCACUACUACUUUCAUCUCUUUUCUUUUUCUCCUCCUAACUCGCUACUACCAACUCGUUCAAAGCGAGUCAGCAACUCAGCCCCCUUACUCCUGCGACAUCAGCAACCCACAUACAAAGUCGUAUAGUUUCUGUAAUCUCAACCUUCCCAUCAGUGAAAGAGCCAAAGACAUAGUGUCACGGCUCACAUUGGAUGAAAAACUUUCUCAACUGGUUAACUCAGCUCCAGCGAUUCCACGACUCGGUAUACCGAGUUACCAAUGGUGGAGUGAAGCGUUGCAUGGUGUUGCUGAUGCUGGUAAAGGGAUAAGAUUGUAUGGUGGUAGUAUUAAAGGUGCUACUAGUUUCCCUCAAGUUAUUCUUACUGCUGCUUCUUUUGAUUCCAAACUUUGGUAUCAAAUUAGUCAGGUGAUUGGAACUGAAGCUAGAGGAAUCUACAAUGCUGGACAAGCACAAGGGAUGACAUUUUGGGCACCAAACAUAAACAUAUUUAGGGACCCAAGAUGGGGAAGAGGACAAGAAACAGCUGGAGAAGAUCCUUUGGUAAAUGCAAAGUAUGCAGUUUCCUAUGUCAGAGGACUUCAAGGUGAUUCUUUUCAAGGUGGGAAACUUAUUGGAGAAGAUCGUCUUAAAGCUUCUGCUUGUUGCAAGCAUUUUACUGCCUAUGAUUUGGAUGAUUGGAAGGGUACAGAUCGUUUUGGUUUUGAUGCCAAAGUCACUUUGCAAGAUUUGGCUGAUACAUAUCAACCCCCAUUUCAUAGUUGCGUACAACAAGGACGAUCUAGUGGAAUAAUGUGUGCUUACAACAGUGUCAAUGGUGUUCCAAACUGUGCAGAUUAUAAUCUCUUAACCAAUACUGCAAGAAAAAACUGGAAUUUCAAUGGGUAUAUUACGUCGGAUUGUGGAGCGGUAGAUAUCAUAAAAACAAGACAUGGUUACGCAAAAACACCAGAGGAUGCUAUAGCCGAUGUACUUAAAGCUGGAAUGGAUGUAGAAUGUGGUGAUUACUUCACUAACCAUUCAAAAUCGGCGGUGUUACAGAAAAAAGUACCUAUAUCUCAUAUCGACCGUGCACUACACAAUCUAUUCUCCAUUAGAAUAAGACUAGGCUUAUUUGAUGGAAAUCCAACCAAACUCAAAUAUGGAUCAAUUGGUCCUAAUCAAGUAUGCUCUAAACAAAACCUAAACCUAGCUCUAGAAGCUGCAAGAAGUGGCAUUGUUCUUUUAAAGAACAAUGCGAAAAUUCUCCCACUUCCAAAAUCAACAAAUUCCAUUGCAAUUAUAGGUCCUAAUGCAAACUCAUCAUCAAAAGUUGUUUUAGGAAACUAUUUUGGUCGUCCGUGUAAUUUGGUAACAAUAAAACAAGGCUUUGAGAGUUAUGCUAAGAACAUUGUUUAUCAUUAUGGAUGUAGUGAUGGAACAAAAUGUCUUAAUGCUGAAAUUGAGCAAGCAGUGGAAGUUGCUAAGAAAGUUGAUUAUGUUGUUUUGGUUAUGGGAUUAGAUCAAAGUCAAGAGAGGGAAUCACACGAUAGAGAUGAUUUAGAGUUGCCAGGUAAACAACAGGAACUCAUUGAAAGUGUUGCUAAAGCUUCUAAAAGGCCUGUUAUUUUGGUGCUUUUGUGUGGUGGCCCUGUUGAUAUUAGUUUUGCUAAGUUUGAUGACAAAAUUGGAGGGAUUUUGUGGGCUGGUUAUCCUGGUGAACUUGGUGGAUUGGCUUUGGCUCAGAUUGUGUUUGGUGAUUAUAAUCCAGGGGGAAGACUGCCAGUGACUUGGUACACAAAAGAUUACAUCAAAACACCAAUGACAGACAUGAGAAUGAGAGCCGAUCCAUCAUCUGGCUACCCCGGUAGAACAUACCGGUUCUACACCGGUCCAAAGGUCUACGAAUUUGGCUAUGGUCUAAGCUACUCAAAAUACUCAUACAACUUCAUUUCUGUCAAAAAUAACAACCUUCAUAUCAACCAAUCAACCACUCAUUCAAUACUCGAAAACUCCGAAACAAUCCGUUACAAACUUGUUUCGGAGUUAGGCGAAGAAACAUGUAAAGCCAUGUCUGUUUCUGUCUCAUUGGGAGUUACAAACAAUGGAAACUUGGUUGGGAAACAUCCUGUGUUGCUGUUUGUGAAACACAAGAAGGGAAGAAAUGGAAAUCCAGUGAAACAGUUGGUGGGUUUUGAGAGUGUGACAGUGGAAGCAGGUCAAAGGGGUAAAGUUGGAUUUGAAGUAAAUGUUUGUGACCUUGUUAGUAGAGCAAAUGAGAGUGGUGUUAAGGUGAUUGAAGAAGGUGAUUAUUUAUUGAGUGUGGGAGAGGAAAACUAUUCAAUAAAUGUCACCCUUUGAUGAAUUGAUGCAAUGUAAUUGAAUUUUCAAUCAAUAAAGAAGAAAAACUAGCUAUUUCAAUUGCAA
This is a messenger RNA of Trifolium pratense (red clover), 2519 nucleotides long. RefSeq names its product probable beta-D-xylosidase 7. Gene Ontology annotation, biological process: xylan catabolic process; arabinan catabolic process. Gene Ontology annotation, molecular function: alpha-L-arabinofuranosidase activity; xylan 1,4-beta-xylosidase activity. NCBI's taxonomy places the organism in Eukaryota, Viridiplantae, Streptophyta, Magnoliopsida, Fabales, Fabaceae. Gene Ontology annotation, cellular component: plant-type cell wall. The record is from RefSeq and is a predicted model, not a curated record. The transcript is spliced from 5 exons. The coding region runs from base 96 to 2453 and encodes 785 amino acids.